Rattus norvegicus (Norway rat) is the source of this 3612-nucleotide messenger RNA. It is a transcript of the gene Steep1, whose product is annotated as STING1 ER exit protein 1. NCBI's taxonomy places the organism in Eukaryota, Metazoa, Chordata, Mammalia, Rodentia, Muridae. The record is from RefSeq and is marked provisional. The coding region runs from base 257 to 925 and encodes 222 amino acids. The transcript is spliced from 8 exons.
CCUUCAACUGUCGGGAAUUUAAAAGGGAAACGCAUGGGCUCCACUUGCGGAUUUGAAGAGGAACCCCUGCGAAGUUUUCUUUUUAUACAGCCUCCCCCGCCUCCCCCUGCAUCUCAGCGGGAUGGGAUGUUCCGGAAGUUAAUCAAGCCGGUAUCAACACGUGACCAGGGUGGGGAAACGGUCUGGCGCGAGUGUCUGUGACGCCAUCUCGCCGCGACUCAUUUUCUUCGACUUUUCUGCCUGUUCUGCCGGAGCUAUGCCGAAAGUCGUAUCGCGGUCCGUGGUCUGCUCAGACACCCGGGACCGCGAGGAAUAUGAUGAUGGCGAGAAGCCCCUCCAUGUUUACUACUGUUUAUGCGGACAGAUGGUCCUGGUGCUGGAUUGCCAGUUAGAGAAAUUGCCCAUGAGACCCCGGGACCGGUCUCGCGUGAUCGAUGCUGCCAAACACGCUCAUAAGUUUUGUAACACAGAAGAUGAGGAGACUACUUAUCUUCGGAGGCCUGAGGGCAUUGAACGUCAAUACAGGAAGAAGUGUGCAAAGUGUGGACUGCCGCUCUUCUACCAGUCUCAGCCGAAGAAUGCUCCUGUGACCUUCAUUGUGGAUGGAGCAGUAGUGAAAUUUGGCCAAGGCUUUGGGAAAACCAAUAUAUAUACUCAGAAACAAGAGCCUCCUAAGAAGGUUAUGAUGACCAAAAGGACUAAAGACAUGGGCAAGUUCAGCUCUGUUACUGUGUCUACCAUUGAUGAGGAAGAAGAAGAGAUAGAGGCUCGGGAAGUUGCUGACUCCUAUGCACAGAAUGCCAAAGUGAUUGAAAAACAGCUGGAGCGCAAAGGCAUGAGCAAGAGGCGGCUGCAAGAGUUGGCUGAAUUGGAAGCCAAGAAAGCAAAAAUGAAGGGGACCCUGAUCGACAACCAGUUCAAAUAAUCAGGAUCUUUCUGAACUCAGACUGGGGGCAGCACUUACAUCAGGAAGAGUAGCUUCAAGAUCUCAUGGUCUGGUUUCUGUUUGCCCCAGGACUGUUCUCUGGCAGUCCCAUUGGUUUUCUGACACUGUUUAUCUUCUUCUUCUUUUUCUUUUUUUUCUUUUUUUUUCUUUUUUUUUUUUUCUUUUUUUCGGAGCUGGGGACCGAACCCAGGGCCUUGCGCUUUCUAGGCAAGCGCUCUACCACUGAGCUAAAUCCCCAACCCCUGUUUAUCUUCUUUCAUUGAAGUCCUUGACUCCAUUUCAGGACGUAGAUUGUAAAAUCUCUGUGUAUGUGUUUUCUACCCUUCUUGACUUUGAGAUCAGAUCCUGUUACACGCCAGAGGAUGGCCUUGAACUCUCUGAGCCUCCUAUCUUAGCCUCUAGUACUGAAGUUACAGGACCGCAUCACCACGCCUGGCUUCUGCAGCAGUCCUCUUUUCAUUUGAAGUACACUUCUCCGAUGUAGCUAGAACUAGUUAGUAAGUGUUUGAGUGUCUCUUGUAUCUGAGGUAGAUUUUUUUUUCUUCAAAGUUGUUGCAGUGUUUAAAGAUUUUUUUAAAUAUGUAAGUAGGAAAGUAGCAAAAAUUAAGUUUAAAAUUACAGACAGGUAGAUGGAUACUUUUACGAAACUCUGUCUCUAAUCUUUAAACUGUUCUUAGAAUGGACUGUGGUUGGAAUCUUUCUCCUAUCAGUAGAGAACAGAUAGAUACCUGAUCUGCAGAAAUAUUUCUUUACUCAACCAUGCUAUGUCAGAUUUCAGAAUAAAAGAAGGAAAAGCCAUGUGGCUGGGGGUGUAGCUGGGUAGUAGAAUGCAUGCUAGGCAUGUGUGAGGACAUCUCCAGUACAAAAAAAAAAUAGGAAAGCCAGAUCACAGUUGCUCAGAUAGCUCAGGUCUGAUUUUAAAUAUGGCCUUGAUAAGUAGCCCAAAGGCAUUAGUGAGUCAGCUGAGAGAAUACUCUGUGAGUACACGGAAGCAGACAUAGUGAGAAUAGCUUAUCUGUUGGGCAUCUGGUUUUAUAUUUGCUAUUUGCAGAAGAGCAUUUUAAAUGUGUCACUCUCCUUCAAUUAUGUCAAUAUCCAUGUGAUUCUUCCAUAUUGUUCUCUGUUUGCCUGUAUUGCAAGGCCCAAGGAGACAUGGAAUGUGUUGUCCUCCUCGUGUUGUCUAUGAUGGGUUGCACUUUUUAAAUACUCAAGGCUCGUUGGUGAGGUGUUGCCAGGAAAUAGGGUUUUUUUUUUUUUUGCCUGUUUUUCUGUUUUUUGUGGGGGAGAGGUGUUGCCAGGAAAUAGUUUUUUUUUUGCCUGUUUUUCUGGUUUUUGUGGGGGAAAGCUGGUUAUAGUAGAGGUACAGUUGAGCUAGCAAUAACUGGACAGACAUGGAUUGGGGAUCCUGGGAAUGUGAAGAGUGGAGGUAUGUUACCACCUUCCCAGUUAUUCUGCAGCCUGUAGGGUCUUUUUAUAGCUACUUUUUAACCUCAUUUUCUGUUCUAGUUGUAAGACAGAAUGAACAUUUGUGAAUGGACAAAUAUGUCCAGACAAUGGCCUCUACCUUUACGCCAUUUUAUCCCCAAAUUCUUGGUAUACAACUUGGAUAUACCAAGACCACCUUAGAAAUUCAGGCUUCUAUUCUCUGGCCACCGCCUCCAACUAUUUCUAGUCUCAUGUGCUCCCAUCCUUGUAGACCUUUUUAGAUGUGAUUUUUGAUUUGAGGGGUGAUUAUUUUGCUAGUAAUAAUGAAACAUAAUUGUGGCAAUAGCACCAUUAAUACUCACUCGUCUCUAUUGAGUACCUGGUUGUAGGAAGCACUUUAAAGGCAUUAGCUCACCUCCUAGGAGAUAAGAUAACCGUUGUCAUCACUGUUAGAUAAACUAGUACUCUGAAGCUCUGAAUUUUCCUCUCCCAAGAUCUACUGGCCAGUAACUAGUAAAAUCAGAAGACUGACUUUAAAACUCAAACUCUUUCCUGUGCUGAACUGCUGCUUCUGUAGAAUCUUGUAUCAUUUGAUCAGAACAUAAUUUCAUUUUGAAAAAACCACUGAAGUGCAAUGUAAAAUAUUCAGCUGGAGAACCCCCUAAAGCAAUUCUGUAGUUAAUGCUUCUACGUAUUUUCUGAGAUAACUCGCUCUUAGAGAAAGUCUAGCCAUUUGAACAUCUGGCUCAAGUUACACAUUUUGCUGCUCGAAGGAUAAUGAAAUACUAUGUCAUUAGUAUCAAGUAAGUGUAUACUUUUCAUUAUAUUUUACUCUUUUUAUUGGAAGUUAUUAAAAGAUGUACUUUCUCUAUUCUUUAUUAACUUCCAGUGAUUUUUAUAGCAAAUGUGUUUUAAUAUUAAUAAGAGGAGCCAUAUUGACAUUUGGAAAGUCGGAACUCUUGUUCUUUUCUUCCUUUUGCAAAUGAUCAACUGUGGCAAAAUUAUGAAAAUGUUAUGAAAUAUUCUUACUCUAAUAGUUGGUGACAUUUGGAAUUGUAACUGUCAUUUAAGAAAAAUUAAAAAGCUUUUUAAAGACUAACCUGUCUUGUUGGGGGUGCUGACAUGUAUGAAUAGUUCUAACACUUAGGAGGAUCACUUUGUUCAGGAGUUCGAGACCAAUCUGAGCGCCAUAGCAAGCAAAACUCUCUUUAAAAUGAAAUAAAAUAAAUAAUAAUGGAAUG